This is a messenger RNA of Lolium rigidum, 1971 nucleotides long. RefSeq names its product E3 ubiquitin-protein ligase WAV3-like. The transcript has a single exon. The record is from RefSeq and is a predicted model, not a curated record. Lineage: Eukaryota; Viridiplantae; Streptophyta; Magnoliopsida; Poales; Poaceae. Bases 1 to 1971 code for a protein of 656 amino acids.
AUGGAUAGCCGGUGCGCCUUCUGCUUCCACCCCCUGCCAGGCGCCGCCGGCGACGCCUGCCGCGUCUGCGCCGCCGCGGCCAUGACCACGAGCCCCUUCGGUUCCUCUUCCGCCAAGCCGAGCCCCUCCGCUUUCAGCUACUCGGCUCCUACGGCCACGACGAGCCCUCCCGCUCCCGCCUUUGGCUUCUCAGCGUCGUUUGGACAGGCGGCAUCGGCGAGCCCCUUCUCCGCCAUCGGCUUCUCCACGCUGCAGAGCUUCCUUGGAGAGACGGCUCCUCCCAGCCCCUUCGCUUUACCGCCAGUGUCUGCCAACGCAAGCCCCUAUGGAGUUGCACAACCUCUCGGAUCACUCACCGAGAGCCCCGGGCCCGUGUUCGAUGACGACGAGCCGGUGGAAGACCCUCCCGCUGCGACACUCGGCGGCGUCCAAGAAGCACCAUCAUCGACAACCAACGCGCCGCUCGUCCUCAACACGCACUGCGAGCUCCCGGCCAUCGCGAGGGGCAGCGCCCGCGACAGCUUCGCGGUGCUGGUGCAUGCCAAGGCUCCCGCCGCCGAUCAUGCGGCGCCGCGCCCGUCGCUCGACCUCGUCACGGUGCUCGACGUCAGCGGGAGCAUGGCUGGUAGCAAGCUGGCGCUGCUCAAGGAGGCCAUGGGGUUCGUCAUCGACAAGCUCGGGCCGGCGGACCGCCUCAGCGUCGUCUCCUUUUCGCACCAGGCGCGCCGGGAGACCCGGCUCACGCGCAUGUCGGACGCCGGCAAGGCCUCCACCAAGCUCGCCGUGGAGUACCUUUAUGCCUGUGGCAACACGGAUAUCCUCAAGGGUCUCGACACGGCCGCCAAGGUGCUCGACGGCCGCCGGCACAAGAACACCGUGGCCAGCGUCAUCCUUCUCUCGGACGGCCAGGAUACCUGCAAUCGCCCCUUUGGGUUUAAUUACGGACAGAACAAGAGCUACGACUAUCUCGUGCCACCUUCUUUCGUUGCCAACAACCACCGCUCCACGCCGAUCCACACGUUCGGCUUCGGCACCGACCACGACGCCAAGGAGAUGCACGCCGUGGCCGAGGCCACCGGCGGCACCUACUCCUUCAUCGAGAACCAGGCGGUGGUGCAGGACGCCUUCGCGCAGUGCAUCGGCGGGCUGCUCUCGGUGGCCGUGCAGGAGGCGUGGAUCGCCGUGACGUGCCCGCACCCCGACGUGCGCGUCCGGUCCAUCAAGUCCGGCCGCUACGAAAGCCGCGUCCUGGCGUACGGCCGCGCCGCCUCGGUGGACGUCGGUGAGCUGUACGCCGACGAGGAGAGGCGCUUCCUGCUGUUCGUGGACGUGCCGAGAGUCGCGGAGGAGGAAGAUGUCACGCGCCUUAUCAGGGUGAGCUGCACUUACAAAGACUCGGCGACCGGGAAGUCGAUGCAGGUGGACGGCGGGGACGCGGUCGUGCGGAGGCCGGCGGAGGUGACGAGCGAAGAGGGCCAGAAGCCGUCCAUGGAGGUGCAGGUGGAGCGCUUCCGCGUGGAGGCGGCGGAAGACAUCGCGGCGGCGCGGGCAGCUGCCGAGCGCGGCGACCACGCGGAGGCCGUGCGGAUACUGGACAGGCGGCAGGAGGCGGCGAGGACGGGUGAUCUGCUCGGCGACGCUCGGUGCGCGGCGGUGGUCUACGAGCUGGCAGAGCUCAGCGCCCGCGUGUCAACCCAGCGGGAGUACGAGCAGACGGGGCGGUCGAGCAUGCUGUCCGGCAUGAGCGCUCACGCGCAGCAGCGCGCCGUGUCCGUCAACUUGUGCGGUGCCAUGGCGUCCCCCACGUUUGGAGCGACGCCGGCGCCGGCGUUUGGAGCGACGCCAGCGCCGGCGUUUGGAGCAGGGUGCGCGAUGCCCACGUUUGGAGCAGCGUUCGCGACGCCAGCAAUGGUGGACAUGGUGGGUUCGUCCCGGAAGAUACGUGAAGAACGGGAGCAGCAGCACUCAUAA